GAUCUCACUUGUUCUGUGAUUUUGUGUGAAUUAUGUGGAAUUAAUUACUACAUAUUUUCUAAAAUUCAAUAUUUGUUAUGUUCACGUAGAGAUAGUGAUUUGAAAUUAUAUUUGAAGGGCAACCAAAUAUAUAUUUUUUUGAUCGCGCCAUUUGACUCGUGAAGUGAUACCAGGUUAGCAGCUCUCGUCAAAAUGGUGAAAGUGUACGGGCUUCUAGUUCUAUACAAAGGAGUUAACAAUGCGACAAUUUUAAAAGAUGCCUACGACUUAUCAAGUUUUAGCUACUUCCAAAAAGGUUCAGUACAAGAGUUCAUGUCAUUUGUUAGUAAAACUAUGGUGGAGAGGACACAGCCAGCUGCCAGACAGUCAGUAAAGGAAGGAGAAUAUAUGCUGCAAGUUUAUGUGAGAGCGGACAACCUAGCAGGCGUCCUUAUUUCGGACCAUGAAUACCCCAGCAGAGUUGCGCACACAUUGAUAACCAAAAUAUUGGACGAGUUCACAGCAAGAGUGCCGGCUAACACUUGGCCAACGGCCAACAACACAACUGUAGACUUCCCUGUGUUGCCACAAUAUUUAGUCAAGUACCAGAACCCCAGAGAAGCUGAUGCUCUUACAAAAAUCCAAGAGGACUUAGAUGAGACAAAGAUUAUCUUACAUGACACAAUAAAAGCAGUGUUAGAGAGAGGUGAAAAACUAGAUGACCUUGUUGCCAAGUCUGACAGCUUGUCUUACCACAGUAAAGCAUUCUACAAAACUGCCCGAAAAACCAAUAGCUGCUGUAACUUCUGAAGAACUUUGUGUCAUUUGAAUGGCCAUAGUUGUUUUAGAGCAAAGUAUUAAUGUUAUACCAUACAUAGACAUUAUUAAAUGUAAUAAAUGUGUAUUGUGUGUGAUGUGAUGUUAUAAGCUUUUGCUUAAAACUGGGAAACUCAUUAAUAUUCUGCUAUUGUUUUACUUGACUAUGAUUAUUUUGGGGUAUUUUAGAUGCACUUUGUGUAAUCAAAUGUAUAAUGUUUAUAGCCUUAUUUCACCUGCUAAUGCUAUAGGUCAGGGGUCGGUAAAUUUUUGAGAAACUUGCGAGCCGCUGUUUGCCAACCCCUGUCCUAGAUAACCAAUGUUAGUAGAAUGCCAAUGUAUUUAAGUUAAUAAGGUCGGAUAAACAGCUUUGUUCAAAUCAUAUUGCUAGUUUAGCUGCAAUGCUAAGCGAAACUGAUGAUGUCAAAGUAAUUUAUGUGAAUAGCACAAGUUUUGUUAGAUUCAAUUAAUUUGUCCAUUGUAUAUUUUUAUAUUUAGUUUUGUAAUUUUCUUUGAACAUCACAGACAUUUACUCUAUACAGUUGCCUCGUCUACAAUUUUAACAAGGCCUAUUUAGUGGUUAAAAUUUGUGUGGAUGACACUGUAUCUUACUUAACAUGUCAAACUCGGGUAAAUCCAUCUGUCAGAUUAUGCGAUUUCGGUAUUAAGAAAAGGUAAUAGGGUAGAUAUUUGAUGAGAGAGUUGAAUGGAUUAAGUGUCACAAUUAUGCAUAUUAAAAUCGUCAUAUGUGCCAGGCGCAGCAGCGAAAGGCUUAGGCACUGGUCCCACCGCGAGCUAGUAAGCUAUGAGCUAUCGGCUAUAAACACGAACAAAAGAUAAGCACUCCUGUGUAAAUAAAAGAGACACGGCGAUAUUUAUAGUUACUCGCCCAGCGGUGAGCUAUAAAUAUCGCCGUGUCUCUUUUUACACGGGAGUGCUUAUCUUUUGUUCGUGUUUAUAGCCGAUAGCUCGUAGCUUACUAGCUCGCGGUGGGACCAGUGCCUAAAUGUGUGUGUAGUUGUAUGUCUAAUUGAUAUGAAUAUUACAUACUAAACCAUCAUCAUUCAUCAUCCAUUCGUCAUCAAGAUGGGAAAAGUUUGUUCGAUACUGGGUUCUCAAAGUUGUGAUGUUGGAAUGUUAUCUUAUAAUUUCAAAAGUUCAAACCUAUCACCUUAUUUAUAGUAUGACGUGCGACUAGUGUUUCUGUUAUUGAAAUUGUAAUCUAAACAGAUAUUCAUGUUGAGAAUCAUCAGAAUUAUGCAGGUUAUUUCUUCGAUUGUACCUACUUUUUGAAUAUUGUGUCUAUGAAAUGUCUAAAUACUUAUCUCACUUAUUUUUAAUCUGUAAUGUAUGUUUUAUUUACAUUCCUUUUUUACAUUACUUUAUACUACUUAAUAGACUAUUGGUUAAUACAGAUCCAGCCUAUUCUGUUUUUUGCCCACCAAAAUGUUUAUAACACCAGAGGUUAGUUGUAACUUGAUAUACCUACUUAGGUAAAAUAAAAUUAUUGCAAUGUAAGUUGACUAAAAAUAGUUUUAUUAGAUGGUUAGAAUGUGGUAUCCUUGACAUUAUUUGAGAUGAUUAAUUAAUAAAAAUUGUCAAUACAAUUUUAACUUAAUGUGUGAACAGUAAGAUCUAUAUUUGAAUGGAUUAUACAAUUUACAUAGGUACCUAUGUAAACCAAUGCGGGCAAUGAGAAGCAAGGUCAAUAAAUUUUAUUUUGACUAUGGGUUACAAACGCCCAAGUGAGCCUUAGAUUUAAAUAAGGCAAAUAUACCCAAUUAACAUUGUAUAAGUAAAAAAAUAAUCAUCUCGGAUGGUAUUGAAUUUUUUAUUACUGACAAUAACGCCGCAAUGUGGAAGUUCUAAAGAAUGGCUAAUUUUUAUGGUUAUAUUUACUACCCUCAUUGCCAAUAAUUGUGAGUUUAUCUGCCUUACACAAAUUAAAGUCAUAAAAUAUAAAUAAUACCUAGAGAAAGUAACUACAUUGGCCGAAAGUCCUAGCUAGACUGUUAGAACUGCAGAAUGUAUUGUAUAAAGGAAAAUUAGACACCAUUUUGUAUAAGUAAUAUGAAAUUGGCUAAGUUCUAAAGGUCUUGAACAAAUACGUGGAGUAACAGUAUUUUCAUAUUUGUAAGUUGUAUAUUUAUAAUCGUAUUGUAAUAAAUAUACUGGAACACUGGCUUUUGAACAGAAUUUGCGGGGAAUCAAACGAACGUAUGUGACAACUUUUUAUGUUGAUUAAUAAAUCAGGGGUCAUCCAUUAAUUACGUCACACCAAUUUCUAGGUUUUUUGACCCCUCCCCCCCCUUGCCACACUUGGUCACAUUUGGCAAACCCCUCCCCCCCUAGUGUGACGUCACAUUUUUUCUACGAAAUCGCCAAAUCGAAUUAAGUUAGUACCUAAGUAUUAUUAAUAUUUUAUCAAAAUAUUUUUGACGAUAUAAAUAUUAGUAAUUUUAUAACCCAAAACUGCUUAGGAAAGAAAAUGAAAAGAAUAAAAACUAUUUUCGUUUUAAAAACUUGUUAUUUAAAUGUACAGCGAAAAAAAUAAUUUAAAUAAAUUUUCGGUUAUUGAUGAAGUUAAAGUGACGUCACAAAGUUUGUGUCUCCCCCCUCCCCCAUGUCGCAAUAUGUCACAUUUUCUUGACCCCUCCCUCCCCCUAAACGUGUGACGUAAUUAAUGGAUGACUCCUCAACAUCAAAAAUGGUUCUGAAAAAUAUUAGUACUUCAAUGUGUACCUAUGUGUUUAACUAAAGUUUGAAGGACAUUCCUGUAAGCAUAGCAACUACUGAAGUACUGGAUUUUUUCCAGUGGUAAGAAAUGAGAAAAAAGUCUCAGUUGUUACCGCUGGUAACAAGUCAGUGAUCACAGCUGGGUAUCCCUAACUCUAAUUUUUCGGUCCUAUUUAAAAAGUUAAUUUAAAACAUCUCUUCAAUUGGUAAAGUGUAGUUUUGGAAAGUAUUGGAUUUUUUUGUUUGUAGUUACUACUUAUAGUAACUCGUAACGUCGGUGGUAUUUCUCUGGUAGGUAGUAGGUAAUAUACCACGGCGGGUCUUAAUGCUUUGCGCGACUAUUUCUUCGCGAGGUGGCUCGUUGUGUGGACCUGCCUAAUCAUUGUGUUAAAAAUAUAACGUGAAGUACCUAUAAGGGCCAGGAGACUAUCUCGAAAAUCCCUGUGGCAUUUGCUAUAGAAAGGUACGCAUAGAGGUAGAGGUACAUUUGAGUUCUGACUUUCGCGGUAGCCUUCAGAUUCGGAGUAAAGCAAUAAAUAUUUACCCAAUAAUACUUAAGUUAAUAACGAAUAAAAUGUGCGGCUGUGCCGCGAAUAAUGAAAUUGAAAAACGUGUAUUUUUCUUAGAUCUAGGUAACUCAGUUGCUGGAAAAGCAGAUGUCCUUUGAGGAGUAUAAUACCUACAUUCAUAACUCGAAUAGCAAAUAUACUGCUGUUCGUGUGUAUUAUUCUAGACGUUGUUCAAUAAAUAAUCGAUAUUUACUGUUA
Molecule: messenger RNA, 4298 nt
Organism: Cydia fagiglandana
Lineage: Eukaryota; Metazoa; Arthropoda; Insecta; Lepidoptera; Tortricidae
Gene: Ykt6
Product: synaptobrevin homolog YKT6
Exons: 2
Coding region: 193-789 (198 amino acids)
Biological process (GO): endoplasmic reticulum to Golgi vesicle-mediated transport
Cellular component (GO): Golgi apparatus
Molecular function (GO): SNAP receptor activity
Source: RefSeq, a predicted model, not a curated record